AUGCCGCCGCCAAAUUUCCAUGAGCAGAUUCAGGUCGAUGUAAGUUCACUCCAGGUUACCUCUUCACGGGGUCAGGCCACUAUCCAGAGGAUUUGUUUGAGUCCGAAGGCCGCAGGCGAUCUGCCGUACCCCUCCCCACCCGCUGGCGCUCGUGAAUUAACAGUUCUCCAGACAAGUGACGAGGACUCACUCUACGAUGCCGAUUCCGUAGCUGACUCGAGUCUCUCGUUUGCAUCCACUGUUCGAGACUACUAUUAUGAAAAUGGCCGUCGGUACCAUGCAUACCGCUACGGCCAAUACCCCAUUCCCAACGAUGAAGAGGAGCAGGAUCGCUUGAACAUCACCCACCACCUCUUCAAGCUUCUGACUGGGGGCGAUCUGUACCGCACCCCGCUUGCCCAACAGCCCGCCCCAAAGCGGAUUCUCGACAUCGGCACGGGGACGGGCGCCUGGGCGCUGGAAAUGGCCGAGCAGUUUCCUGAGGCCGAGAUUAUUGGCACUGAUUUGAGUCCUAUUCAGCCGAGCUUUUCGCCGCCCAACUGCACAUUUAUCAUCGAUGACGCAGAGAGCGAUUGGGCAUUCUCCAAGGAUGAACCGUUUGAUUACAUCCACGCUCGAUCUAUGGGCGGUGGUAUUGCCGACUGGGAUAGGCUAUUUCGGCAGGCCUACAACCAUCUGAAACCUGGUGGCUGGCUUGAGGUCCAGGAAUUCGAGGCCGCUAUACACUCCGAUGACGGCACGGAAGAAAAGGCGCCGAUGCUGGUAGACCUUUCUAAGAAGCUAGACGAGGCGAGCAAGAAGUUCGGCAAGCGGGUGAGCGUUGCUCCUUCGCUUGCUGGGUGGAUGGAUAGGGCUGGGUUUACCAACAUUACCGAAGACAUCUACAAGUGUCCGGUAGGCUCGUGGCCUAAGAGUCCGCGUCUCAAAGAGAUCGGUCGCGUCGGCAAGGUGGCGGUAAUUGAAGCCAUCGAGCCAUAUUCAUUAGCUCUCUUCACGCGAGUACUUGGCUGGAGCUACGAACGUGCCCAAGACUAUGUCAACAAAUGCCGCCGCGAAGCAAUGAACUGCUCAGGCCAUAUCCACAUCCUAUACUACUUUGUAUACGCACAACGACCUCUAUGA
Molecule: messenger RNA, 1122 nt
Organism: Aspergillus nidulans FGSC A4
Lineage: Eukaryota; Fungi; Ascomycota; Eurotiomycetes; Eurotiales; Aspergillaceae
Product: protein llmA
Exons: 2
Coding region: 1-1122 (373 amino acids)
Source: RefSeq, a predicted model, not a curated record